Messenger RNA from Momordica charantia (bitter melon), 933 nucleotides. The record is from RefSeq and is a predicted model, not a curated record. Lineage: Eukaryota; Viridiplantae; Streptophyta; Magnoliopsida; Cucurbitales; Cucurbitaceae.
AUGGCUCAACCUGCUGGAUUCCACAACGCUCAAAUGCCGCAUCAUGUUUGCAAGCUGAAUCGUUCCAUAUAUGGCCUCAAACAAGCUCCUAGAGCUUGGUUUGAUAGGCUAUCCACAUGCCUCCUAAACUUUGGAUUUCACUGCUAUCAUUCUGACCCAUCUCUAUUUAUUUUUAAGGAAAACUCUACUCUUUUACUCAUGCUAAUAUAUGUUGAUGAUAUUAUUUUGAUAGGAACAAAUGCAAUCAUAAUGCAACAUCUAAUUACAAAAUUGGGAUUGGAAUUUGCACUUAAAGACCUUGGAGCUCUACACUAUUUCCUUGACAUUGAAGUCCACUCCACUCCACAAGGAAGAAUGCUUACUCAAAGCAAGUACACCAAAGAUGUUCUCCUCAAAGCAAAUAUGUUGUAUGCAUCACACUUCACCCUUAUGGCACUCUCAUCCACAUCGAGUCCAAAUGAUGGUGAUUUAGUAGAUGCCACCACAUACCGUAGCAUUGUAGGGUCGCUCCAGUACCUUACACUCACUCGCCCUGACAUUGUUUAUGCAGUCAACAAAGUGUGUCAACACAUGCAAACUACAACCAUCAAUAACUUCAGGGAUGUUAAAAGAAUUUUGCGUUACCUUAAAGGCACCCUCUCACAUGGUAUCACAUUUCACAAGAAUAGCAACCUUAACCUUUAUGCCUUUUGUGAUGCAGAUUGGGGCGGUUGUCCUUCAACUAGACGAAGUACUACAGGAUAUUGCAUAUUCCUUGAAGCAAAUUGCAUCUCUUGGAGCUCUAAGAAACAACCAACUAUAGCUCGAUCAAGUACUGAAGCAGAAUAUCGUGCAAUGGCUAACACCACAGCGGAACUCACAUGGCUUACAUUUCUCUUCAGAGAUAUUGGCAUACCUCUACAUCGGCCACCUCACUAUUUUGUAACAACCUAA